AUGGCGCUGCCCGCGCUGGUGGUCCUCUUGGCGGCCGCGGCGGCCGGAGCUGCCCGCGCCCCGUGGUGGGAGGCGAUGGCCGGUCUGCGGCCGGAGGCGGCGGCGGAGGCGAGGCAAGCAGGGGCGGUGCGGGAGCUGCUGGCGCGGCUGGCGGGCCCGCGAGCCGCCGCCGGCUUCUCGGUGUCGGUGAACCGCUCCCUGGCCGGCCCCGGGGGGCUCGACGCGUUCCGGCUGAGCUCCAGGACGCCCGGGGUGGUGGAGGUCGCCGGCUCCAGCGGAGUGGCCGCCGCCUCGGGGGUCUACCGGUACCUGAAGGACUUUUGCGGCUGCCACGUCUCCUGGUCCGCCACGCAGCUCCGGCUCCCGGAGAGGCUGCCUCCGGUACCCUCCGAGAUCCUCGUCAGCAGCCCCAACAGGUUCCGCUUCUACCAAAAUGUCUGCACUCAGAGCUACUCCUACGUCUGGUGGAGCUGGGAACGCUGGGAACGAGAGAUUGACUGGAUGGCACUCCAUGGCAUCAACAUGGCGCUGGCGUUCACUGGGCAGGAAGCAAUCUGGCAGCGGGUAUAUUUGUCUCUGGGACUGAACCAGUCAGAAAUCGAUGAGUAUUUCACUGGCCCGGCCUUCCUUGCUUGGAACCGCAUGGGGAACCUGCACACCUGGGCAGGGCCUCUGCCCCUCUCCUGGCACCUGAAGCAGCUCUAUUUGCAGUAUAGGAUCCUCGAGAGAAUGCGUUCUCUGGGAAUGUUGACAGUGCUGCCCGCCUUCUCUGGACAUAUCCCCAGUGGUGUUUUAAGGGUUUUUCCCCGGAUCAACGCGACACGUUUGGGGGGCUGGAGUCACUUUGACUGUACCUGCUCGUGCAGCUACCUCCUGUCGCCUGAAGACCCCAUGUUCCAGGUCAUCGGAACUCUCUUCCUCAAGGAGCUGAUCAAGGAGUUUGGAACGGACCACGUGUACAGCGCCGACACUUUCAACGAGAUGCGUCCGCUCUCGUCGGAACCCACCUACCUCUCCAAGGUCAGCGCAGCUGUUUUCCAGUCUAUGGCCGGAGCUGACCCCAGAGCCGUGUGGCUGAUGCAGGGCUGGCUUUUCCAACACCAGCCUGACUUUUGGCAGCCGGCCCAAGUCCGAGCACUCCUGCGGGGCGUUCCUCUCGGCCGGAUGGUGGUGUUGGACCUUUUUGCCGAAUCCAAGCCGGUCUAUCCUUGGACGGAAUCCUUCUACGGGCAGCCUUUUAUCUGGUGUAUGCUUCAGAACUUCGGUGGGAACCACGGUCUUUUUGGCAGCGCCGAGAGCAUCAACCAAGGCCCUUUUGCAGCCAGGCGGUUCCUCAACUCCACCAUGGUGGGCGUCGGCCUGACUCCCGAAGGCAUCGAGCAGAACGACGUGAUGUACGAGCUCAUGACGGAUCUGGGCUGGCGCAAGGAACCGGUGGAUCUUCAGCGGUGGGUGGCCGAGUACGCUGCGCAGCGCUACGGCGCCCGGAACGAAAAUGCCACGGCCGCCUGGCGGUUGCUGCUCCAGACGGUCUACAACUGUUCAGGGGUUUGCGUCAACCACAACCACAGCCCGCUCGUGCACCGCCCGUCCUUGCGGAUGGACACGGAGCUGUGGUACAACCAGAGCGCCGUCUACGAAGCCUGGCGGCUGUUGCAGGGUUCUGCCGGGGAGCUGGGCGCCAGCGGCGCCUUCCGUUACGACUUGGUGGAUGUGGCCCGCCAGGCCCUGCAGCAGCUGGUGAGCGAUUAUUACAGGGAGAUCAAGCAGGCGUUCCAGGACCACUCGCUGCCUCGCCUGCUGACGGCCGGCGGCGUGCUGGUCUACGACCUCCUUCCGGAGCUGGACAGCCUCCUGGCCAGCGACGAGCGGUUUUUGUUGGGGCGCUGGCUGGAGUCUGCCCGCCUGAUGGCCACCAGCGACAGAGAGGCGGAUCUGUACGACUUCAACGCGCGCAACCAGUUGACGCUCUGGGGACCGCUCGGCAACAUCCUGGACUACGCCAACAAGCAGCUGGGAGGGCUGGUGCUAGACUAUUAUGGGGUGCGCUGGAACCUCUUUGUUUCCACCCUGGUGGAUUGCCUCAACACUGGCACGCCCUUCCACCAGAACCAGUUCAUCCAAGCUGUUUUCCAGGUGGAAAGGGGGUUUAUUUACAGUGGGAAACAGUAUCCUGCCAAGCCCACCGGUAACACCCUGGAGAUAGCCCAGAAGAUAUUUAUCAAGUAUUACCCUUCUGCCAUGAAGCAUGGACAUUUGGGUGCUGCGUGA
Euleptes europaea (tarantolino) is the source of this 2271-nucleotide messenger RNA. RefSeq names its product N-acetyl-alpha-glucosaminidase (gene NAGLU). The transcript is spliced from 6 exons. Lineage: Eukaryota; Metazoa; Chordata; Lepidosauria; Squamata; Sphaerodactylidae. The record is from RefSeq and is a predicted model, not a curated record. Bases 1 to 2271 code for a protein of 756 amino acids.